AUGUCAUUCGCUCAACUUUCGCUCGCGGCCUUGCUGGCCGUGGGCGCUUCCGCCUCACCCUGCUCUGCGACGAACGUCAAUACCUCUGGCGUCGUGGCCUCCGCCUACUUCGCGGGCUACCACGCGAACCGAGGGUUCCCCGUCUCCAAAAUACCGUGGGAAAAGUAUACCGACGUCAAGUAUGCCUUUGCCGAGACGGCGGCGGACGGCAGCCUCAACCUCACAAAGUCCGCUCCCGAUCAGCUUCCCGCCUUUGUCGCAGCCGCCAAGCAGCACAAUGUAAAGGCCCUCGCCUCUGUCGGAGGCUGGAGUGGCAGCCGCUACUUCAGCACCGCCUUUGGCAGCCCCGAGAACAGAACCGCCUUUGUAAAGACCUGCCUCGACUUGGUCGAAAAAUACAACCUCGACGGCCUCGACUUUGACGUCGAGUACCCGGCCCGCCAAGGCCUGGGCUGCAACACCAUCAACGACAACGACACGGCAAACUUUGCCUCCUUCCUCACCGAGCUCCGCCAGAAGCAGAAGAAACAGCUCUACCUCACCGCCGCCACCAGCCUGACACCCUGGAACAACGCCCAGCUGGUCGCCAGCACCAACGGCACCCUCGCCCCCUUUGCCAACACCCUCGACUACCUCAUGAUCAUGGGCUACGACAUUUACGGCCCCUGGGCCGCGACCGGCGGUCCCAACGCGCCCCUCGCCAUGGCCUGCGACGCGCGCAACACCCAGGGCGGCAUCCAGGAGGGCGUCGCCAAGUGGAUCGCCGCCGGGAUCCCCGCCAACAAGCUCGUUCUCGCCGUGGCCGCCUACGGCCACGGGUUCUCGGUCAACGCUACCAGCGCCUUCACCUCGGCCGGUGUCCUCAACGCGUACCCUCCCCAGAACAGCACCCACCGCUUCCAGGGCGGCAGCUGGGACAAUGACCCGGCCAUUGACGAGUGCGGCGCCGCCUCGCCUCCUAGCGGGACCUACACCUUCUGGAGCAUGAUCAAGGAGGGCAAGUUCCUUGAUGAGGAGGGCAAGCCGCUCAAAGGCAUCGCUACCGGAUACGACAAGUGCAGUCAGACUCCUUAUCUCUACAAUGAGACUGCUCAGGUCUGGGUUUCCUACGACGACGUCGAAUCCCUGACGGCCAAGGGCAAAUUUGUCACGUCCAACAAGCUGGCUGGCUUCGCCAUCUGGGAGGCUGGUGGUGAUUACAACAACAUCCUCGUCAACGCCAUUCGCUCGGCGGUGGGCUUGUAA
This is a messenger RNA of Colletotrichum orchidophilum, 1245 nucleotides long. RefSeq names its product glycosyl hydrolase family 18. The record is from RefSeq and is a predicted model, not a curated record. Gene Ontology annotation, molecular function: chitinase activity; chitin binding. The transcript is spliced from 3 exons. NCBI's taxonomy places the organism in Eukaryota, Fungi, Ascomycota, Sordariomycetes, Glomerellales, Glomerellaceae. The coding region runs from base 1 to 1245 and encodes 414 amino acids. Gene Ontology annotation, biological process: chitin catabolic process; carbohydrate metabolic process. Gene Ontology annotation, cellular component: extracellular region.